UCUCAAAAGCUAUUUGCUCCUCAUUUCGUCAUAGGAAACAGCAAUCCGGUUUCUCAACAAAACCCUGCUUGCAUUGGUUUAUUGUGUUCUAUCUUUCCAUCGAAGUUCAAUCCAACUGCAUGGCAUCUACUUCAGAUAUUAACACAGGGUUUCAGCCAGAGAAUGAGAAUAAAAAUGCUUCUCAAGAAAUUCAAGCAGUUACAUCUACUCCUGCUACUUAUUCAGUGGUAAGCCUAUUUUCAUCCUGCUUUGAAUGGUGCUCUCGCUUCUUUUAUACGCGUUUAGAUCAGUCCAAUUCCGUGGCAUCUACAUCCACCGCAAUUAGUCAAUCACAGAAUGAGGUUGCAAAAGCUUUUCAAGACAUGGCACCAUACCCAUUAUCUUCUGGCACGAAAAAGCUGCCCUACGAUAUAUUCAUUAAUCAUCGUGGCCCCGAUGUCAAAAGACCGCUUGCAACCGAUCUCUAUGACACCCUAAAUGGCAUGGGCUUAAGGGUUUUCCUUGAUUCAGAAGAGCUUGAAUUGGGGGAUUCCCUGCCUAAAGAAUUAGAAGAAGCAAUGCGCAGUGCUUCACUUCAUCUAGCUAUAUUUUCCAAGAACUAUGCCCAAUCUCCUUGGUGCUUAGCAGAGCUUUCAUUUAUGCUCAAAACUGGCACCCAAAUUGUACCUGUUUUCUACCAUAUCAAACCUGAUGAUGUCCGAUAUGCAAAUGGAGUCUUCGCUGAUGCAUUUUCCCUGCACGAAAAGAAGGGUAGGCACACGCCAGAGAAGCUUGAGGAGUGGAAGAGUGCACUCUACAAUAUUCCAUAUGAAAUUUGUCACAUUGUUAAUACCAAGGAUGACGAGGUGGAGCUACCCAAGAAGAUAGUUAAUUGUGCUUUGAAAGUAAUAAAAAAUGUGCCGUUUGUGGUUGCCAAACGUCCAAUCGGUUUAGAUGAAGUUCUAAAUGCCUUUGAAAUGACAAUUCAAUCUGCUGAACACUGUCACCCUGUGCAUGUUGUGGGAUUAUGGGGCAUGGGUGGCUCUGGCAAGACUACUCUUGCUAAACAAUUUUAUAACAACAAAUAUAAAUCUAUGGAAAAGUCUAGUUUUCUAUUUGAUGUUAGAGAUGCUGCUGAUAGAAAUUUAUUGCAUGCUAAGCAGAAAGAACUACUGGAGGCCCUUGGCCUCAAAGAUGUACAAGUGGACAGCAUAGAAGCGGGGAAGGGUAUGAUUGCUAGCCGAUUGAAAUCUGUUCGAGUAUUGAUGGUGGUGGAUGAUGUGGAUAAUGUGAAACAAUUAGAUGCAUUGUUACCUAACAAGGACAGUUUUGGAAGGGGUAGUUUGAUCAUAGUCACUACAAGAGAACUUGAAGUGCUUAGAUCUUGGGGAAUUUCCACGGUUUAUAAAAUGAAAACAUUGGAUCCACGUCAUGCUGAACAACUUUUUUGUUGGCAUGCUUUUUUGCAAACCUCACCACUUCGAGGGUUUGAGUUUUUAGUUAAAGAUUUCAUUAAUGCUUGUGGUGGAUUACCAUUGUCUCUGAAAGUUGUUGGGGCACAGUUAUAUGGCAAUUCUAGUAAAGAUUAUUGGAAACAACAAUUGAUUAAGAUCUCGAGAAUACUACCUAAAAAUAUCAAAGGAAGGUUAAAAGUAAGUUAUGAUGCUUUAGGUGAUGAAGAGAAGGAAAUAUUCUUAGAUAUUGCAUGUUUCUUUAAUGGAGAGGAGAAAACUUUGGUCCUUACUGUUUGGGAUGCAUCAAGAGGGAAUGGUCUACAAAGUUGGGAAAGACUUCUCAAUAAAUGUCUUGUUGAAUUGGAUGAUGAUGGUGAGCACAUUAGAAUGCAUGACCAUUUAAGAGACUUAGGAAGGGAAAUUGCAAAUCAACGGUCACCAUACCGCAUUUGGUUUCCACAUCAGAUAAUUAAAGUUUAUAAUGAAGCACAGAGUAUUCGCAUUCGAGGAAUAGCGUCUACAACAGCUGGAUCCAGAAUUGGGAGUGAGGAGUUUCCUCGAUGCUCGCCGGGCGGGAAGGUCAUGGUUAACACAGACGGAGGACCUUGUGAGCUGACCCCAUCUUCGCUUGGAUUAAAGAUUUUUCAGGUGGCAGGAAGUUCUUACAAUGAAAUAGUUGGGGAUAUAUCAAGAGAGUUGUUAUGGCUUCGGUGCUUUGACGUUGGGCAGAGAAAUCUCAGCUCAUUUCGUUCAUUGGAAAAUUUGAGGGUAUUAGAGCUCCAUGAAAAAGAUGAUAGACAAUUAGAAGAACUAUGGGAGACUGACAGUGAUGCUCCUGUACAGUUAAGAGGGUUGGUUAUUUCAUAUUGUUACAAGUUUCAGAGAUUUCCAAAUUCAAUAGGUUGUCUCAGUCAUCUAAAAAAAGUAGUCCUUAAUAGCGCAAGUUCUCUGAGGGAUCUGCCGACAGAAUUUGGCCUUCUGCGAUCGCUGGAGCACCUGGAAUUAAUAUGGUGCGUUGAGCUAUCAUCGCUACCCAGCAGUUUCGGCGAUUUGAAUAACCUGAGACAUCUGAGUUUGGAGGGGUGUGAGAAGUUGAGAUCGUUGCCAGCCUCUUUUAAGAAGUUGAUUUUCCUGCAACAUCUUGAUCUGAACGAAUGUGAAAGACUCAGCUUGCAGUCAGACCUGCUGGAAGAAAUGACAAAGCUCGAGUAUGUGAACCUUUCUGAGUGCAAGCGAGUGGGACUGUUGCCUUGUGACAUCACAAAUCAGGAAUCGUUGAGGGAGCUUGACUUACGUAGUUGCAAGAGGUUAAGGGAGAUACCAGUCAACAUUGGUCAUCUGGGCAAGUUGCAAAUAAUGAGCAUAGGGAGUGAGCUGCUGACAAGAUUGCCGAACUCUCUUGGAGAUUUGUCAUCUUUGACCGAACUUCGGAUUGAAACCUGUCCCGAGCUGGAGGGUUUACCGGACUCUCUGGGUUGUCUUAAUAAAUUAGAACGUUUGUACAUAAUCUUUUCAGGAGUGAAAUGUUUGCCAAAAUCAAUUAGGCAGCUGCAUAAUCUUCAAAUACUUGUUAUAGGAAACUGCCCUACGAGUGAAUUGAACCUUGGGACAGGGCCGUUUCCUUUUUCAUUGUGCAACCUUACGUGGAUGUCGCUAUCGGUGAUAGAAGUGUCCAGCAUUUCUAUAUCUCCAGAUUGUUGUCCCGUUCUUGAGACUCUUCGAAUUAGAAAUAUUGAUAAUCUCACGGAUAUAGAAGUUCUACCAACAACAAUCAAGGACUUAGAUUUGCUGGGGUGUAAAAUUCUGAGGAACAUCAGAGGCAUAGUUGGGUUGGUAAACAUUCAAAAGCUGAAAAUAGACAGGUGUCCUAUGUUGGAAGUGCUUCCCAGUUUUGCACAAUUAGCUUCUCUCCAAGAACUUGUUCUCAUAGGUUCCUACAGAGUUCAGAAAAUACAAGGCCUGGAAUAUUGCAAAGCAUUAGAGGAGUUGAGAGCAGAUACUAGGUGGGAGAUACAGGGUAUUGAGAGUUUAGGGCUGGAAAAAUUGAGGAGUGUAAAACUCAGAGCAAAUAGGAGGUCAGGUGUUGAAGUUUGCAUUCAAAGUAUUCAGAAAUGGCCUGGAGAAAUGUUAGUAUGUACGCGGGCAGUCGGCGAUGCUGCCUCACUUGUAAGCUCCUUCGUCUUUCCAACUCUCUCUCUUGUUGACUCUUUUGCCAACCAGCAAAUUUCCUCCAAGCCAAAAUUGGUGCAGAAGCGAUUGCCCAAUGUUGACGCCGUUAUUGUUUGUUUUGUUAUAAAUUGUACGACUCCGCGUAUGCAAUUGCGAAUAUCUUUCAUAAAUGAUGAAGUAUUUUCAACCGAGGUAGAGGAGGGUACAUGGUUGUGGAUAGGUUUCUUCACACAAUGUUCCAGGUCUCAGGCAGCAGAGUACACGAUAGAGAGAUAUUCAGGCGAAGGUGAAGUGGAGAAAGGAUUGUUUGUGACUGGAGAAGAGCAGAGACUUGUGGAUGAUUUUCGCGGUUUAUGGUCGCUUUUAGCAAAUUGAUAUACCGGAGAAGUAAAUUGAAUUGAUUUUAUUCAUCAUUUGUAUUCUUCUUUUGUUGUUCAUUUAAACUUUUGUAUGUCUUUCACUCUCA
Messenger RNA from Cryptomeria japonica (Japanese cedar), 4068 nucleotides. Its product is annotated as disease resistance protein RPV1. Gene Ontology annotation, biological process: defense response; signal transduction. The coding region runs from base 120 to 3977 and encodes 1285 amino acids. The record is from RefSeq and is a predicted model, not a curated record. The transcript is spliced from 5 exons. Lineage: Eukaryota; Viridiplantae; Streptophyta; Pinopsida; Cupressales; Cupressaceae. Gene Ontology annotation, molecular function: ADP binding.